CCCUCCCUCCCAUAAGCUAGUCCUAGGAAAGAGGUGCUGGACCUCCACGAUCUCCGACUUUCUUAGGCGGCUUCACGCGGUGCCAUUUGCUUUUACACAAAAAAAAAUCACCUGGACUGUUGUUUUGCCGGGUUGUUGCAGCUACUCGGAAGUAAGUUCCACUACGUUCAACGGAGCUUUCUCCCAGGUGACUGUGUUACAUGUGCAGGAGGAGGAGGAUAUCAUCUGAUGGAACUGGAAAGCCCUGAACACCUCUGGUCCAGGGCACCCCAGGAACCACCUGAACCUUUACACUCGCAGCUUGAUCGUCUGCAGGAGCAUCAGUGAUUAAGACUCGUAUAACAACAAGAAACCAAGCCUUUAGAGUUGAUCAGUCCUGUGGAACACUCUGCCAGUAGAGAUUCAGCAGGUACCUUCUGUGCAAGCUUUUAGCACCUGCUGAAAACUUUUUCUAUUCUGCCUGGCCUAUGCAGAUACACCAAGAUGAAAACAGCCACCAAUAUCUACAUCUUCAACUUGGCCUUGGCAGAUGCCUUGGCCACUAGCACACUGCCCUUCCAGAGUGCUAAGUACCUGAUGGAGACCUGGCCUUUUGGGGAGCUGCUCUGCAAGGUUGUCCUCUCCAUUGACUACUACAACAUGUUUACGAGCAUCUUCACCCUCACCAUGAUGAGCGUGGACCGGUACAUAGCCGUCUGCCAUCCAGUCAAGGCAUUGGAUUUCCGGACCCCAGCAAAAGCGAAGUUAAUCAAUGUUUGCAUCUGGGUUCUUUCGUCUGUCAUUGGGGUGCCCAUCAUGAUCAUGGCUGUUACUCGAUCUCAAGGUGGCAUCGUGAUGUGUCUCCUGCAGUUUCCUGAACCUCAGAUCUACUGGGACACAGUCACCAAGAUCUGUGUCUUCAUCUUUGCCUUCUUGGUUCCCAUCUUGGUCAUCACCAUCUGCUACGGGCUCAUGAUUCUCCGCCUGAAGAGUGUCCGCCUCCUCUCAGGCUCCAAGGAGAAGGACCGCAACCUGCGUCGUAUCACACGCAUGGUGCUGGUGGUGGUAGCUGCCUUCAUCAUCUGUUGGACACCCAUUCAAAUCUUUGUCAUUGUUUGGACCCUCGUGGGCAUCGACAAGAAGAACCCCUACGUGAUGGCCAGCCUCCACUUUUGCAUUGCCCUAGGUUACACCAACAGCAGCCUCAAUCCUGUCCUCUACGCUUUCUUGGAUGAGAACUUCAAGAGGUGCUUCCGAGAAUUCUGCCUCCCCUUCCGGUCACAUAUGGAGCAGAGCAGCUUCAGCCGGGCCCGGAACACCACACGAGAGCGUGUCUCGACUUGCACUCCUUCUGAAGUCCUCAAUAAGUCGGCAUGACUAGACAUGGAUAGCCACAAGAGGGGCUCCCGUGGACGCACAGUGGAUGAACUGCAUUCAGAAGUGACCCAGGUCACAACUACAGAAUUUUAGCUGAACCGUAGGAAUGGCCAGAAGGGGGAGAAAGGCGCCUGAUCACAAACAUUGUUGACUUUUGCACGUAGUUGCAAAUGUUAAGUCCCCCCUACAACUAUGAACAGAGUACCCACAGGAGAGGCAUCAACUGCAAAGUGAUAUUUGGGUGUGAAUUGCUUUGGUUCUGAAGUGAAUUCUUAAGACUGAAUGUCUUUUACAGGGUUGAUGUUUUCUUAAUCAGCCUGUGUUGGCUUUAAAUAAUUUUGAAAAGUUAACUGCACAUAUCUUUGUUAUGUUGUAGACGGUUGGGCCAUUGAUUAACACAUCAGUGUUCAUUCUGUUGCUUCCUCCAUUCAUUAUUUCCUAGGUAUUUUGUAGGGAUCUACGGUGGUUCUGUAUACUUCCUGGAUUACCAGACUGCACAGUUGAAAAGACAUCUCAAGCCAGAUCACUGACUCUCUAAACUUCCAAGUUGCUCUGUGGACUUGGGUGUGUUCCCCA
Molecule: messenger RNA, 1932 nt
Organism: Zootoca vivipara (common lizard)
Lineage: Eukaryota; Metazoa; Chordata; Lepidosauria; Squamata; Lacertidae
Source: RefSeq, a predicted model, not a curated record